AUGGGCGGAGCUGAGUCCAACGAAGAGAAGAAGAAGCGGGUUGAGGUCUUGAUGUGUGGGUAUUUCCCGAGAGCCACGUCGCAGCGGCCGAGAUUUGUGGAAGGGCGUCUGCGUCGGCGGUUUCGGCUUCGACCUAUCGCCAGAGAGUCGCCGGUCAUCGAAGAACUGCUAGAAUCCGGUCGCCCCAGUCAGGCGAUGAAAAAGCACAGGUGCUACCAUAGCAUCGCCUUUCGCAAGCCCGCCUGCGCAUAUAGGGUUUUCGUCCGAAGUGAGGAAAAAACAAGAGCAGGCCCAGAAAAUCUUGAUAAAGGACGUCAUUUUGGUCGAAGGUGA
This is a messenger RNA of Striga asiatica, 333 nucleotides long. The record is from the annotation of a GenBank genome assembly. NCBI's taxonomy places the organism in Eukaryota, Viridiplantae, Streptophyta, Magnoliopsida, Lamiales, Orobanchaceae.